Molecule: messenger RNA, 1764 nt
Organism: Cryptomeria japonica (Japanese cedar)
Lineage: Eukaryota; Viridiplantae; Streptophyta; Pinopsida; Cupressales; Cupressaceae
Product: G-type lectin S-receptor-like serine/threonine-protein kinase LECRK4
Exons: 5
Coding region: 1-1764 (587 amino acids)
Biological process (GO): protein phosphorylation
Molecular function (GO): ATP binding; protein kinase activity
Source: RefSeq, a predicted model, not a curated record
AUGGCUACGGCUUUUCCUCCAUCGUCUGGCAUAUGUUACUUAUCUGCUCUUCGUCAUCAGCGUUGUAACACAGCAGCAGGUCAACCCUUUUGUCCUCCCGGAUUCGACUUUUUCGACCAGCGUAACCAUUCAAAGGGAUGCGUGAACAACCCAUCGCAGCUACAAAGCUGCAGUGCAAGUGGCGCUGAAAUGCAGAGGGUUGCGGGCGUAGAUUUUCCUGGGAAUGAUUACGCGCGGUUGUCAUCCACGAAUGAAUCUGCGUGCCGCCAGGCAUGUAUGGAAGAUUGCUAUUGCACAGUGGUUAUCUACGGCCUUUUUAACGCCUCAGAAACUUGUUGGAAGAAGGGAACGCCUCUCAGAUUCGGCGUACCAAGCGACUCAAGAACCGUUUAUAUAAAAGUGUACAGCGGAGUCCCCAACGCAGUUGCCCCCCAAAAUUCCAGAAGAAAGAAACGAAAAGGGGAAGGCGCUUACAGUUAUUGGCGUAAGCCUUCUCGGCCCAAGCUGAAAGCCUUUCAAGAGCAUGAUAAGGUUAGUCCAGUGGGGCUGAAAGCCUUUAGUUAUCAAGAGAUCGAUUCUGCGACUGGAGGCUUCAAGCAAGAAAUAGGGAGAGGGGCCUUUGGGAAGGUCUACAAGGGCGUCUUACCUGAUGGACGCGCAAUUGCUGUGAAGAAACUUGACGAUCUGCUCGUGCGAGAAGGACACGAUGAUGGAGAAAAGGAGUUUAGAACAGAGAUGGAUAUCAUCGGUGCAAGCCAUCAUAGAAAUCUUGUUCAAUUGUAUGGCUUCUGCACCGAGGGCUCACACAGGCUUCUGAUAUACCAGUACAUGUCCAAUGGAUCUCUGGACAAGUUUUUAUUUAGGGGUACACAAGAUCUUGAUUGGGAGCUGCGGGUUCAGAUUGUUUUGGGAACUGCAAGGGGGAUUCUCUACUUGCAUGAAGAGUGCGAAACCCCUAUAAUCCAUUGUGAUAUAAAGCCUCAAAACAUCCUGCUGGAUGAAAAUUACCGUGCUAAGAUAGCCGACUUUGGAAUAUCCAAAUUGAUUGGCGCAGAACAAACGAGAACGUUUACUGUGGCCCGCGGCACCAUCGGUUACAUUGCUCCUGAGUGGCAUAAGAGUGUGGCUGUUACUGUCAAAGUGGACGUGUAUAGCUUCGGAGUGGUGCUCUUGGAGAUUAUCUGUUGCAGAAAAAUGUUCGAGUUGCAUGUUCCAGAAAAUGAAAUGGUUUUAUGUGAUUGGGUGUACGAUUGCCUCAAAUAUGGUCAACUUCUGAAAUUGGUGGAGCAACAAGAUUGCAGAGGAAUUGAGGAAACACUGUUGGAAAGAAUGGUGUUGGUAGGGCUUUGGUGCAUUCAAGAAGACUCUUCUCUGAGACCAUCAAUGAAAAAAGUUGUUCAGAUGCUUGAAGGGACAGUUGAGAUUCCAGUACCACCUUUUCCAGAAGAGGUCCCUAGUCCUCUGGGUGACCAGGAGCUGGCACAAGGGGCUGGUGGCGCGGGGGCGGCACCGCUGGUUCCGACGGAGAGUGGGAGGCGCACGGGCGGCUCGGGGGCAGCAAGUUUCGCCGGCGGCGCGGCGGUGGCCGUCGAGCUGUGCACCGGCGGCGUGCUGUUUGAACUGGCGGCGUGCGUGACGGAGGUCCAAGAUGUCUCUGAUUCAAAGAUUGACCUCGACGAUAGUGGGGUUCCUGUUGAUGACCCUGAAUAUGAACCUAAAGAUGAAAAGGAAAAGAUGGUCACUCCUGAGAUGCUUGGUAGCUAA